CAGUGGGAGAAGAUGGAGCGAGAUGGUUUUUGUCCGACAUUCUGAACAUUUUCUCAUACAUGAAACAUUUGAUCUCCAUUCAGUUUUCUGUUUCCAAAACUAGAAUCUGUAACAAACAGAGGGGACUGCGUUUUGUAGACUUUAGGCUUUUCCAAAGUAAAAAAACGUUGUUUAGAUGGAGUGCGAGGACGAGUUGUGUUAUUGCAUUCGCGCACUUCACAGAGUAGGCGUUCCCUAACGGAAAUAUGCAAAUUAUGCUAGAACGCGCCAAUAGGAGCUCGCUAUCUCGUGCUUGGCUCUGCCCAUCUCCUUGCUCGUUCUGGUCAGGAUGAUUAAUUCGCUCCCAUUGGAAACGACAGGCUCUGAUCUUUCUUGGGUUACUUAUAACAAAUCUUUGGUGCCACUGGCACAUGAUUCCUCUGUUUACAGCACAGCCAUCCGGUAAAAACAUGGAGGACGCCACCAGCAGUAAUCCUCAAUCUAUUGGAUUUACAGAGAAAUUAAAAUCGUGGCUGUCCUGGUCAUGGACAUACAUAUGUGCAGUUUGGUUUGCCAUGGUUUUAACUAUGAUCUAUGUUCUGCGAAGCCCCUUGAAAUUGCAGGACACUCUUACCUCAGCAUCUGUGUUCUUGAAUACACUGACCCCUAAAUUCUAUGUGGCACUCACUGGAACAUCCUCUCUCAUCUCUGGCCUAAUCUUGAUAUUUGAGUGGUGGUACUUCCGUAAGUAUGGGACCUCGUUCAUUGAGCAGGUGUCUGUUAGCCAUCUGCGGCCUCUCCUAGGUGGGGUGGAGAGCAGCACGACCACUGGCCUGUUCUCCUCAGUCAACGGAGAGGCUGAGCCUAGACCCAGUGUCUCAGAGUGUAAAGUUUGGAGGAAUCCUUUAAAUCUAUUCAGAGGAGCAGAAUACAGCAGGUACACAUGGGUGACUGGAAAAGAGCCUUUGACCUACUACGAUAUGAACCUGUCUGCUCAAGACCACCAGACCUUCUUCACUGGCGACACUCAGCAACUCAAGCCUGAAGAUACUGGUUUGAAUCUAAGCUUUUCAACCGUUAUGCAGAAGGCCUGGCGGGAGAGAAAUCCCCAAGCCCGGAUCAGAGCAGCUUACCAGGCCAUAGAGAUGAACCACGAGUGUGCUGCUGCCUAUGUACUCCUGGCUGAGGAGGAAGCCACCACCAUCACAGAGGCAGAGCGGCUGUUCAAACAAGCACUGCGGAGCGCUGGCAAAGACAUCAACUUGCUGGUGUAUAUCAAACGCAGACUGGCCAUGUGUGCACGCAAGCUGGGACGCAUCAAGGAGGCAGUGAAAAUGAUGAGAGAUUUAAUGAAAGAAUUCCCACUGUUGGGAAUGUUGAAUAUACAUGAAAAUCUCCUAGAGGCGUUACUGGAGCUGCAGGCUUACGCUGAUGUACAAGCAGUCCUUGCCAAAUAUGACGAUAUCAGCUUGCCAAAGUCAGCUACUAUAUGCUACACGUCUGCACUGCUGAAAGCACGGGCUGUAUCAGAGAAGUUUUCUCCUGAGGCAGCGUCCCGGCGGGGCCUGAGCACUGCAGAGAUGAACGCUGUGGAGGCUAUACACAGAGCUGUGGAGUUCAACCCACAUGUGCCAAAGUAUUUAUUAGAGAUGAAGAGUCUGAUCCUGCCUCCAGAACACAUCCUGAAGAGGGGGGACAGCGAGGCGGUGGCCUACGCCUUCUUUCACCUGCAGCACUGGAAGAGGGCUGAGGGAGCCUUAAACCUGCUGCACUGCACCUGGGAAGGCACUUUUCGGAUAAUUCCCUACCCUCUAGAGAAGGGUCACCUGUUUUACCCCUACCCUGGGUGCACAGAAACAGCAGAUCGGGAACUGCUGCCCUCCUUCCACGAGGUGUCUGUGUACCCAAAGAAAGAGCUUCCCUUCUUCAUCCUCUUCACAGCGGGCCUUUGUUCGUUCACUGCCAUGCUGGCCAUGCUCACACACCAGUUUCCUGAGCUCAUGGGCGUCUUUGCCAAAGCAUUCUUCAGCACCCUCUUCGCACCCCUGGGUUUCUUUGCUGACAAGAUGGAGAGCUUCAUGCCGUCCAGUUUUUGGCAUCAGCUGACUCGAAUCUGACCCCAUCACACACACACACACACGCGCACACGCACACACCACACACACACACACACACACACACACACACACACACACACACACACACACACCACAUACACAAACACACUCCUCAGACACCAACACUCCAAAACUAUAGACAGAAAUGUUUGCUCUCCUGUCUUCAGCAUUUGCACACACUUUGGUAAUGAUUCUGUUGGCCAAGUCUUGUAUCAUGAGACAGAUUUCUUUAAAGUAAACGUUUACCAGAUAUUCACACAGUCAUUCAUUUUUUAUUAUUAUUAUAAGUUACGUUGAGUAACACAGAAUGGUACAUUGAGAGUAUUUCAACCCACAGUUUACUCCCAAGUCUGACCUCGAAAUUGGGCCAUUCUCUCAUAGAUGAAGUGCUGAAACAGUAAAUGAAUGAUUCUAAAUGAGCACACAAUUCUUUUUUUUUUUUGGUGGUGGUGUGCAGUGAUGGUUCACGUUUCAUCAUUCUGAAAGCUAACACUACAGUUGCUACUCUGUUCUAUUUGCUGUUGAUAAUAUCUGGCCAAAUGUAUUGCCUGUGUUAGCUGGUGCAACAGGAGCGAGAUAGAGGUAAAGAAGAGGAUAAACGGUACCAGAAGGCCUGUUUUCCAGGAUCACAGUUAUGUACAGACACAUUCCUGUUCACUAGAACAAAGUAUGUGUGUCAAAAGAGUACAUGACAGUUCAGAUAGGUAAAAAAAAAGCAUAACCUUUAUGGUACAUAGUCUUCCUAUGGGGCGGAGUUUGUGAGACCAUGGGCAGUCAUGGCAUCAUUCACAGCCAAUUACAUACUUGAAAGCUGCAUUUCUAGUGUCUCUUCUAUGAGUUGGAGGCAACUCGUAUUGCUCAGGUGUUAUGGGCAGUGUUUAACUUGGGCAGGAGCUCACCGGAGCUGAGUACCGGCACCGGCAUGUUCUACUGCUUGAGCUCCUGUUCCUCUUAUAAAAUAUUAGCUCAAAAGUAUUGUGGAGCUCCUGCACAAAAAUAUAUACAGUACCGGCACCCAAAAUGAGUACCGGCACCUAUUUCACUCCAAGUCAAGCACUUGUUAUGAGGCAAUAGCAAUCACAACAGGACACUAUUUGUUUGAAGUACUGUAUGAUCUCACUUUAUCCUCAUCAGCAAAUACUCUGAACCAUAAUCUAAGACUAGUCAAUAGCCAAUAUUCUGUGGCAGGACUUGAGUAGCAUGAAGUGCCUCACUGGCUCAACAGACAGAUUGGAAAUAAUCGGCUUGAUGAAAUUGAAAGACAUUGCCCUUCGGUACUGCCAGAUAUUUAUUGUAUUGAUGAACCGACGUUGCGGGCAUACAGUGCCUUAUUCACCGUAGAAGACCAGUGGUUUCAGAACAUGCUCAUUCAUUUGCUAAUUCCUUCAACUGUAUUAUAUGUUGGAGUAUACAUGAACCCAAUUAUGAGUCAAGACAGCAGUGAGAGCUGACCGUUUAUUGGUUGCCGGUGGUGCGUUUGCAUCAUGGUCAAUUCUCACACAUUGCUUGAACAGCACUAAUAAUUGGUUUGCUUUCAUUCAACUUAUGUGUCAAAGCCAUCAACAUUCCUAUCUGGCUAUACUGUGCACUAUCUGGGUGUACUUACUGUACACUAUUGUAAUUCCAUACUCUUGGGUUAUGUUUGAGUAACAUGAUGAAAUGCUGAAGACAGAAGUCCUAAUGUUUGACCUAACUACCAUAUGAUGAGUCGGAUAGCUCACAAUAAAUUGGUUAUUGAAUGUCAUUUUAAUGUGUUUGUGUUUUGAAUUUUUGUUGUACAUUGUGAACAAAUAAAAUAAAUAAGAAAACGA
Molecule: messenger RNA, 3907 nt
Organism: Salmo salar (Atlantic salmon)
Lineage: Eukaryota; Metazoa; Chordata; Actinopteri; Salmoniformes; Salmonidae
Gene: st7l
Product: suppression of tumorigenicity 7 like
Molecular function (GO): protein binding
Source: RefSeq, a predicted model, not a curated record